AUGAACGGCUACGACGAGAAGCGGCAUCUCGACGAGGACGCCUUCGGGGCGAAGGGUGGCAUCGUCAGCGCCUUUGAUGCGUUCCCAAAAUCCAAACCACAAUACGUCACGCAUACCUCCUCCGGCGGCAAAUGGACCGUCGCAAUGGCCAUCAUCUCCGCAAUCCUCUUCUGGACCGAACUCGGCCGCUGGUGGCGCGGCACCGAACAACACACCUUCGCCGUCGAGAAGGGCAUCUCCCACAUCCUCCCCAUCAACCUCGACGUCGUCGUAAACAUGCGCUGCGCCGAUCUGCACAUCAACGUCCAGGACGCCUCGGGGGAUCGCAUCCUCGCCGCUUCGGCGCUGCACCGCGACCCCACCCGCUGGGCUCACUGGGUUGACGGCAAGGGCGUGCAUAAGUUGGGGCGGGAUGCUCAGGGCAGGGUUAUUACGGGUGAGGGGUAUCUGCCCGAGCAGCAGCGCCAUGAUGAAGGGUUUGGCGAGGAACAUGUGCAUGAUAUCGUGGCGUUGGGUAGGCAGCGCGCGCGGUGGGCGAGGACGCCGAAGCUUUGGGGCGCGCAGGCGGACAGCUGCCGGGUGUAUGGGAGUUUGGAGUUGAAUAAGGUGCAGGGUGACUUUCAUAUUACUGCUCGUGGCCACGGGUACAUGGAGGCGGGAGAACAUUUGGAUCACAAGUCCUUCAACUUCUCCCACAUCAUCUCCGAGCUCUCCUUCGGCCCCUUCCUCCCCUCCCUUGUCAACCCCCUCGACCGCACCGUUAACGACGCCCCCGGCAACUUCCACCGCUUCCAGUACUUCAUCUCCGUCGUGCCCACCACCUACAGCGUCGGCCACCCCGGCGAGCGCGGCUCGGCGACGCUGGUCACCAACCAGUACGCCGUCACGGAACAGAGCCACGCCGUGGCGGAGAACAGCAUCCCGGGCAUUUUUGUCAAAUAUGAGAUUGAGCCGAUCCUGCUGAAUAUCGUGGAGACGCGGGAUGGGUAUCUCAUGUUCUUGAUCAAGGUCGUGAAUGUGAUUAGCGGGGUUCUGGUCACUGGGCACUGGGGGUAUCGUCUGAGUGACUGGGCGCGGGAGGUCCUUGGGAAGCGGAGGCGGAGGCAGACUCAGGGUAUGCUGGGGAGGAAGGAAGAGCAUUUCGAAGAGUAA
Molecule: messenger RNA, 1152 nt
Organism: Dichotomopilus funicola
Lineage: Eukaryota; Fungi; Ascomycota; Sordariomycetes; Sordariales; Chaetomiaceae
Product: endoplasmic reticulum vesicle transporter-domain-containing protein
Exons: 3
Coding region: 1-1152 (383 amino acids)
Biological process (GO): endoplasmic reticulum to Golgi vesicle-mediated transport; retrograde vesicle-mediated transport, Golgi to endoplasmic reticulum
Cellular component (GO): endoplasmic reticulum; COPII-coated ER to Golgi transport vesicle; membrane
Source: RefSeq, a predicted model, not a curated record